CUGGUGUUGUGGGCUUUCAUGGCCGCCCGGCUCACUGGAGUCUCUCUCUGCCUCUGACAGGAGCUGGAGCGGCAGCUGUCACCGAGUCGGUGGUCGCACAGGAUGUCCGCAGACGACGUGGUCAAGGCCCACGCCAAUGCACUGAAGGAAGGUACGGAGCGAGCCCGUGCUCUGGCUCAAACUUUACUCAACGUGCCAUACGGGGAGGGAGAUGGAGAGAAACUGGACGUCUACAUACCCAGGACCGACUCUUUGGAUGUCCCACUUGUGAUUUACAUACAUGGUGGAUACUGGCAGUUUCUCAGCAAGGAGGAAUCGGGAUUCAUGGCCGUUCCGCUCGUCGAUAAAGGUGUGGUGGUGGUUGCUGUCGGCUACGACAUCGCCCCCAAAGGUAACAUGGACUUGAUGGUGUCUCAAGUACGCAGGAGUGUUGUGUCUGUUGUUCAACAGUAUUCUCACAUCAGUGGUCUGUACCUGUGUGGACACUCUGCCGGGGCUCACCUGGCUGCAAUGGUCCUCUCCACUGACUGGUCACAGUACAGCAUCGCUCCACAGAUCAAAGGGGCUUUCCUGGUCAGUGGCUUAUAUGACCUGCUGCCCAUCCAGUCCACAUAUAUCAAUGAGCCUCUGAAGAUGACAGAAGAGGUGGCGAUCAGGAACAGCCCGAGCACGCUGGUCCCUCAGCUCAAACUCUCCUCCUCCAGUUGCCACGUUGUUGUGGCCGUUGCCGAGAAUGACUCGCAAGAGUUUCGCAAGCAGUCACAAGAGUACUACAAAGCUUUAGAGGCGUCAGGACUGAAUGUGACUAUGGAGGACGUGCCAAACACGGACCACUUCAAUAUCAUCGAGCAGCUGGUAGAUGGAGAUUAUCACCUAACAAAGCUUCUCUUGAAGAUGAUGGGGAGGAGCUGAGGUGUCUGUUUCGUCAUCUAAUCUCGAGUCAACACACAAAUUUACAAUUUCUUUCCAUUUUUGAUUGCUUUUAAACUCAUAUGGCACGGAUUGUUUUCAACAUCUAGUUUACUGUUUCAUCAUUUGAUUUGAUCUCUAUUCUCUCUUGUCCUAAGUAAACUUCACAUGUUACAACCACAUUCAUGUGUAAAAACAUUUUGUGCCUGAAAACGAACUACUUCAAAGAUGGUGGUAUAGUAGCACAUUAUACCAGUGAUAAACCGGCUCACAGCGACAAUCUGCACAACAACUGUAAGUCCUCGGAAAAGGACAAUAACAAGUCCCAAAGUGAAGAUUACUGUCAUACAUAAUACAAUGUGAAUGAUGUGUUUUGUUGUAGUCCCCACAGUGGUGAUAUCUCACACAGGGAAAUUUAAUGUGGUAAAUGCUGAUAUAUUUGCACUUUUUUCUUCUUUUCUUUUUUUUAAAUUGUAAUAUAGUUGCAGAAUACUGAUAGUGAAACAGACAUAUGUUUAUAAAAAUGAUGCACGUUG
This is a messenger RNA of Solea senegalensis (Senegalese sole), 1445 nucleotides long. RefSeq names its product arylformamidase (gene afmid). Gene Ontology annotation, cellular component: cytoplasm. The record is from RefSeq and is a predicted model, not a curated record. Gene Ontology annotation, molecular function: arylformamidase activity. Bases 103 to 912 code for a protein of 269 amino acids. The transcript is spliced from 10 exons. Lineage: Eukaryota; Metazoa; Chordata; Actinopteri; Pleuronectiformes; Soleidae.